UCUCCUAUAAAUAUAGUCUAUCCUUAAGUAGUAGUAGUAAUAGUGGUGGUGGGAGUAGCAUUUAUGAGUGAAUCAUAAACAUGACCUUAAAAAUUAAGGUAGAUGCUUGGGUUAUUCUUCAACUUUCAGUGCUGUUCUUUCUGUCAUACUGCAGUUGCUUUAUUGAAUCCCAGCAACAACAAGAGUCCGAUAGAGUAAUAAAUCCUCUACCAGGCCAACCAUCAUCAGGCACAAACAUAUCACACUUCUCAGGUUACAUAACUGUUAAUGAAGAUCAUGGUAGGGCCCUGUUCUACUGGUUCUUUGAAGCUCAGACUCAGCCCUCUGAGAAACCGCUACUGCUCUGGCUUAAUGGAGGUCCUGGUUGUUCAUCCAUAGGUUAUGGUGCAGCUAUUGAGUUAGGUCCUCUUAGAGUUAAUCAAAAGGGAGAUGGACUUGAUUUCAAUAGCUUUUCUUGGAACAAAGAGGCUAAUUUACUGUUUGUUGAGUCCCCAGUUGGAGUUGGAUUUUCUUACACUAACACAUCCUCUGAUCUCACUCAACUGAAUGAUGAGUUUGUGGCCGAGGAUGCAUAUAUUUUCGUAGUCAAUUGGCUGGAAAGAUUUCCACAGUUUAAGUCCCAUGAUUUUUUCUUAUCAGGAGAGAGUUAUGCAGGUCAUUAUGUGCCUCAACUAGCUGAUCUCAUCUACACUCGAAAUUCAGAUACACAGAAUUACCCACUUGUUAAUCUGAAAGGCUUCCUAGUGGGAAAUCCUGAGACUGAUGACUUCUAUGAUUCAAGGGGAUUACUGGAAUACGCAUGGAGUCAUGCAGUUAUAUCAAACCAAGUUUAUGACCAAGCAAGUAUUGCAUGCGACUUCAAGCAUCUGGAUUGGCCAGUUGAUUGUCAAAAAGCCAUGAAUUUAGUUUUCAAAGAAUACAAAAAGAUUGAUAUAUACAAUAUUUACGCCCCAACGUGCCUCAAAAAUAAAACAUCUGCCUUGGCCGAGGAUCUUGUUGAAAAGGCACAUCACAGCGGGUUGAGUAGAAUGAGAAUUUUCGGAGGUUAUGAUCCAUGUUUUUCUACAUACACAGAAGAAUAUUUCAAUACGGCUGAUGUUCAAUCAGCUCUUCAUGCUAAAACAGGAAAAUGGAAAGUUUGCAAUAAUUCGAUAUUGUAUACAUACAAUUUUACUGUAUUUUCAAUUCUACCCAUUUACACCAAACUUAUCAAAGCUGGUUUGAAGAUUUGGAUUUACAGUGGUGACACAGAUGGUAGGGUUCCCGUGAUUGGAUCAAGGUAUUGGACUGAAGCUUUAGGUCUAUCCUUGAAAUCUCCAUGGCGUACUUGGUACCACGAGAAUCAGGUCGGAGGAAGAAUAGUGGAAUAUGAAAACGGAUUCAGUUUUGUGACAGUUAAAGGAGCGGGUCACUUGGUUCCUCUCAAUAAACCCACUGAAUCUCUCGCUCUCAUUCGCUCUUUCUUGUCCGGUGAUCCACUGCCAGACAACACCGAAACAUAAGUGUUGAAUUUGCGUCUUCGCAUCCAGAUUGUUUAAUUGUUUUGUAACUUAUUUGACACUUCUGCUCUACUACUUGUUCAAGAGCAGAUUUGGACCAUGGGGCGGCACCAUGCCCAAAGCGUCUCAAAGCGAAUUUGGAUGUAGCGCUUUACUCAAUAAAUCUGUCUUUUUAACCAAAAGGCGCAAUACUAUUGAUAAAUGUGUCUUUAUCAAUUCAGCUGCAAUGUUGAAUAA
This is a messenger RNA of Papaver somniferum (opium poppy), 1736 nucleotides long. RefSeq names its product serine carboxypeptidase-like 26. The record is from RefSeq and is a predicted model, not a curated record. Gene Ontology annotation, cellular component: vacuole. Gene Ontology annotation, biological process: proteolysis. Bases 81 to 1502 code for a protein of 473 amino acids. NCBI's taxonomy places the organism in Eukaryota, Viridiplantae, Streptophyta, Magnoliopsida, Ranunculales, Papaveraceae. The transcript has 10 exons. Gene Ontology annotation, molecular function: serine-type carboxypeptidase activity.